Rhipicephalus microplus (southern cattle tick) is the source of this 4063-nucleotide messenger RNA. RefSeq lists its product as uncharacterized. Gene Ontology annotation, biological process: mitotic spindle assembly checkpoint signaling; protein phosphorylation; meiotic sister chromatid cohesion, centromeric. NCBI's taxonomy places the organism in Eukaryota, Metazoa, Arthropoda, Arachnida, Ixodida, Ixodidae. Gene Ontology annotation, cellular component: nucleus. Gene Ontology annotation, molecular function: ATP binding; protein kinase activity. The record is from RefSeq and is a predicted model, not a curated record.
CUGAACGAGCGCGUGUGGAUGUUGGCUAAAGCGACUGGCUGCGCGAAAUUGUAUUGUUAUGCUGGCUCGUGAGGUGCUGUACUAAUUGACGAUGCUGACGACGUUAUUCUGCUAUGCUCGCUUGUGAGGCACUGUAGUAUUUAGUGGUGUUGCGGACAUUUGUGCGUGGCUGUUGGGUGCCGUAACGGCCAUAGUCUACUGUGCGCACAAUGGAAGACGGCGACUGGGAGCUAUCCAAGGAAAACAUACAGCCGUUGAAACAGGGCCGUGUCAUGUCGUCGCUUCAGGCAGCGCUCGCCCCGCAAUGCCAGGAAGACCUCAAGCAGAAACAGCGGGAGUUCGAAGAAGAGCUUCGCACCUCGUCCGGUGUCGCCCUUUUGGACGUAUACCACCGGUAUGUGUUGUGGCUGGAGCAGCACCACGUUACGACUAGUGUCAACAUGCCCCAGCUGCUUGAGCAGGCCAUUGUGCAGUUCAAGACAAACACUGAACUGUUCAACGACGUACGCUACGUCGGCAUUUGGAUACGCUAUGCUAUGAUGUCACCAGAGCCCCUCGCAACGUUCAAAGCCAUGUUUGAGACUGGUAUUGGCGAUCAGCAUGCUGAAUUCUACGCCACUUGGGCACAGCAGCUCGAAGCAUCUGGCGAUAGUUGUGGUGCAUCACGCGUUCUCCAGGGAGGCAUCCGUCGGCGAGCUGCGCCCACCAGCCGGCUCGAAGCGGCUCUGAGGCACCUGGAGGCACGUGUCAGUCGCCAGGUCGCUCUCGACGUGCAGCAGCAGUGCCAGGAAGCGGCGUUAGUUGGUGGCCCAAGACGGGAUGCGCGAUCUGUUCUGGCUCCACUGCGUCCACAGAAGCAGGGCACCGCCCCUGUGACGCGGUCGGCACCUGUCACCAGGCCAGCCGAGCAGCAGCAGCGUGGCCUGGCAAUAGUGACAGCCGGCUCAGCGGCAGGCAACCGAGGCCACACGAAGGUACGCGUGCAGGCCGACGAGAACGCUCUACAAGAUGGCGAUGCCCUGCUCAUUCAACCCGUGGCUGCACCACCCUUUGUGGCCGCCGCCCAGCUGACCAAGGAGAAUAGCCGUACAGCUGGAAAGUGGUCUGGAGUUACGGCGAAGCAGCGGCUUCCGUCAGCGUCUCCGCGGCCGGGGUUCGAGGUUCUGGAAGAAGAAGACAGCCAGCCUCCUUCUUGCACGCCUACCCUGGUCCCUGGCAGUCGGCAAGUUCUCAGCGAGCGCAAGAAGUCUGCAGAAGCGUACGAUGGUUUCAGCUGGGACCGGUGGGUGGUCCCGCUUUGUCGUCCCGACCCUGAAGGUCUGCCGGUGCGGCCAAUGUAUGACAAGGCGAGUGUGUACAGGGGCACCACAGAGUUCCAGUUCGAGGAGAUCCGCAUGGCCCAUAUUCGGGCACAGCAACGGCAGAUGGACUUGGAACAGCAACUGGAGGCAGAGCGAAAUCGACGCGCGCAGCUGGAGUUAGAGAGUCUGCAGAGAGAGCAGCGCGAACGGGAAGAGGUGAAGGCGCUUAAGCGGGAGGUGCUGCAAAUGCGUAAGGAGCUGCAGCUGUUGCACCGCCAGCUGGCCAAGAACAGGAGUGGCAGUAGGGACCACGCUGUGGUGACUAGCCAGAUUGUGCGUUUGGAACAGAGUAUCCUGGCUGCUGAGCAGUCCAUCCUUGUCCAGCCUGUAUCAAACAGCAGCAUAGAGGAGGGAGCCUGUGGACAACCUGACGAAGUGGACAUGCCGCCUGACACACCGAGUGCUCACCAGGCGAGCGGGGCUGCAAGUGCCGAAAGCACCCAGAGUGGUGGAAGCUUGCGCACAGUUGAUGUGUCCAAAGUUGUACGCAGCCUCUGGAACUGCACUUUGGGCCAGUCACACCUGAGCCAGCAAGAUUGCACGCUGCAGGCUCCUUCAAAACACACGGUAUUAGAUGAAGUGCGAACUGAGUCUGCCAUUGAAGACUCUGCUGUCGUGGUGGGUGUUCCAGCAGCACCUUUUGAGGUGUUCUCUGAGCCCACCGAGACAGGAGUGCUUGCCUGUGGUGCACCUCUGCCACCAAACGAUGAUGCUCCUGAAGAGGGUGACAACGAUGAGAACCGGCUGCCAGCAGAUUGUAGCCCGCCAGAGGUUUCUGUGAAGAUGAAGUCACUUCAGCACAGGGUGCCCUUCGCCGAACUGCCCAUGGAUGAGGAUGAAGCUUCAGAGGAUGAGGAAGAUGACAUUGGAGUUGGACCCAUUGAUGAUGAUAACUUCACCUAUGCACCAUCCAAAAGUUUCGUCCUCAAGGUGACCUCGACACCCUGCGCAACUGACCGCACAGUGCCCAAGGUGGGUGAGGACUUCACGGUGGGUGGUUUGACUGCCCUUGUCCAGGAUGUUGCCAUCAGCGAUCCGUCAGCCUUUUCUGCUGCACAGAUACCCCCCGUAGAGCCGCUUGCCGAGCCACCUCAACAAGUUGAGCAGCAGCAGCCCAGCCAUCCUGGUGUGCCACUUCCUCCUGGUACAGACACUGCUGCACCUCUUGCCACUCGCCGAUUCUCCGUUGCAGCUGCUGUGGACUUGAGCACUAUCUACGAGUGCAGCAAAGAAGGCAAAUCAAGCAGCAACAGUGGAGGCAGCACCUGUUCAAGCAGCUCCUCGUCUCACCAUUUGGCGGCUGGGUCCACACUGAGUACUACAGCCCGACCCCCCACAGGUGGCACCCUGCCUGCUGUCCAGGAGGAACCCGACAACGAUGGUGGUGUCUCCUUGGUGGCAGCAGCCAUGCCAGAGCAGUCCCAGGAACAGGGCGAAGAGACGGAGCAAGCAGUAAGUGCUGUGGCCUGUGAAGACCCAUUCUCAGAGGAGAUGCGAAGCAUUAUCUUGGCAUCGUGGCAGCCGCAGAAGAGCGACCAACGAAAGCUGUUGGAGUCCCCUGCAAAGCGUCCAGUUCUCAAGGGGGAUGCGCAGAUCACUCUGGGGGACCACGAAGUGAAGGUGCUUCGCCACGUGGCAUCAGGUGCUUAUGCACGAGUGUAUCUGGCCCAGAUGGUGAAAUCUGAAGAGACCUACUUGGAUGAUGAUGAAAGCUUUGAAGCACCUUCUCAGGUGAAGGUUGUGCUGAAAGUAGACGACAACAAUGGAAAUGCCUGCUGGGAGUCCUACAUAUGCUGCGAACUGCACCGGCGCCUCAGCGAAACCUCUGGAGCAUUUACAAAGUGUGUGGUAGACCUGCAGCUGGCCUGCUUCUUUAGCAAUGGUGCCAUCUCGGUGUUCCCCUACAGCCCCCAUGGCACUCUAUUGGAUCUGGUGACCCAGUUCGAAAAGCAUUGUCGCAGCUCCGUACCCGAGUGCUUGGUGCUCUACUUUGCCCUCGAGUUCAUCACCAUCCUGCAACAAGUGCACUUGUGUGGCAUCAUCCACGCAGACAUAAAGCCUGACAACGUCCUCAUCAUAGACCUUCCGAGCAAGGCAGGCUUCCUGGACAGCUUUUCCGAGCAGGGCCCCAGCUGCCUGCAGUUGAUUGACUUUGGGCGUGCGAUCGACAUGAGCCAGUUGCCGCCUGGCACGGCAUUCUCCUAUGUGGUCACCACAGAAGGGUUCGUCUGCACCGAGAUGCGCGACAAUCGCCAGUGGACAUUUCAGACUGACUGGUUCGGCCUGUUGGGUUGCCUGCACGUGCUCCUCUUUGGGCACUACAUGGAAAUCGAGAAGAGGUCCGACGGCACCUGGGGUAUCCGAAACAAGUUCAAGAGGUACUGGCAGCAGGAUCUGUGGAACAGACUCUUUUCGACCCUCCUGAACAUUCCCAGCUGCUCGGAGCUGCCCGACCUGAUGCCUUUUGUGCUGGAGAUCCAGAGCCUGCUGCGCAACAAGUCACGUGCUCACAGUGUCGUCGUGGAAGCCCUGCGUGCCAAGAACUUUUAAUUUUUUUUUACUCUUAAUUUUUAAUUGGCUCUACAUAUUUUAGAACAACCUCACCCCAAAGAGACUCUUCAAGUUGCGAAGAGUUGUAGUGGCUGUAAUGUGUGGUAUUUUUAAGUGUAAAAGAAAAGUUUUUUUUAAAUACAAGAUUUUAA